AUGGCCAGUCAUACGUUAUGGAAAACUCUACGAGUAAUUAAGUACAACAAAUGUCUCCCCUGCAUAACCCCUUCAUUAUUUGUUAAUAAACAAAUAACUCAAGUGCAAGUGAUACCGAAGUGGGUAAACUUAAGUGGAAAUAGCUACUGUGAUGUGGUUUCAGAAGAGCCCAAAAAAUCAAAUAAUCGAAGGAAGAUAUUCAUUCCCAAAAUUACUCUUCUCGCAGAGAACGAUAAUAUGACGGUGAUAACUCUCGAGGAGGCUGAAAAACUGGCCAGGAGGCGAAAUCUCAAGCUCAUGAAGGUUGUUGAUAUUGACAUGAGAACUGAGAGGCCUGUUUACAGGCUUAUGAGAAUACAGGAUUUUAUACAGGAAGAGGCAAAGGCUAAAAGUGAGGCCAAAAAAGUUAAGGACAGGAUCAUUAAGGAAGACAAGACAAUAGCGAUAUCCGGAAAAAUCACUGAUCACGAUCUUGAUACUAAGAUUAAGAGCAUCCACAAAAUGUUGAGAAAGAGGUACGGGGUCCGGGUGCUGGUGGCUACUGAUGGAAAUCUGGAGAUAGCUAAACGAGUGAGAGACACUGUCAUAGAGAACUGCAAAGAGAUUUCCAAAGUCGUUACAAAGAAUGAUUCAGCAUUUAACGUGAAAGUCACCCUGCGGCCAGUGCUUGAGAACAUCCUUCAGGAAAAUAGAAACGAAGGGACAACGGGUGCAGAACAAGAUGAAAGCCAUGUUAACUGACCUUGAUCUCCAUAACUUUUUUAGUUAAUCUUCACCCUGAAAUCCUAUUGGAAAUGAUUAUCCAUGUAAAUAUUGUACUUCCCCUAGGAUUCAAGCUAGCUGAUAUCUAAGUUUGUCACCCCUCCAAUUGGCAAAGUAAGAUCUUAUUUAUCUGUCCGCUAGCGCAUAAAUAAAAUAUAUUCUGAUAAUGUUUCGAGCGAUUUUCUACUUCUGAAA
Molecule: messenger RNA, 957 nt
Organism: Diachasmimorpha longicaudata
Lineage: Eukaryota; Metazoa; Arthropoda; Insecta; Hymenoptera; Braconidae
Gene: mIF3
Exons: 2
Coding region: 1-741 (246 amino acids)
Biological process (GO): ribosome disassembly; mitochondrial translational initiation
Cellular component (GO): mitochondrion
Molecular function (GO): ribosome binding; translation initiation factor activity
Source: RefSeq, a predicted model, not a curated record